Molecule: messenger RNA, 1415 nt
Organism: Populus nigra (black poplar)
Lineage: Eukaryota; Viridiplantae; Streptophyta; Magnoliopsida; Malpighiales; Salicaceae
Product: caffeoylshikimate esterase
Exons: 9
Coding region: 80-1237 (385 amino acids)
Cellular component (GO): membrane
Molecular function (GO): lipase activity
Source: RefSeq, a predicted model, not a curated record
AGUCCACUCUUUAACAGUAAUUACUUUUAUCAUAAUAUAUAUAUAAAUCCAAUUAAUUAAAUAGUAAAAAUAAUAACAGAUGUCUCUCCCACCCGCAAAACUCUCCAGUGGCCGCAGCUUCUUCGAAGGAUGUGCUUGGUUCCAAGGAAAGGGGUGGAGGAGGCAAAGAAGGGAAAAAGCAGCAGCAGCAAUGGCGUCACGUCCGGUGAGGUUUCCAGAAAUCGACGAUGAAUUGAGAAAGAUCAUCGAUGCUAACAUGGAUGAAGUGCCUGCAAGAAAACGUGCUCGAGAAGCCUUUAAAGAUAUCCAGCUUGGAAUUGACCAUAUCUUGUUCAAGACGCCAUGUGAUGGGUUGAAAAUGGAGGAGUCGUAUGAGGUGAAUUCUAGAGGACUGGAAAUUUUCACAAAGAGUUGGCUUCCUAAGUCUUCCUCCCCGAAAGCAGUGGUGUGUUUCUGUCAUGGUUAUGGAGACACAUGCACAUUUCUUGUUGAAGGAAUUGCAAGAAAGUUGGCAUCAUCUGGAUAUGGUUUUUUUGCUAUGGAUUAUCCAGGAUAUGGUCUUUCUGAAGGUCUCCAUGGCUAUAUCCCCAGCUUUGACAGGCUAGUUGACGAUGUUAUAGAACAUUACUCCAAGGUCAAAGAGAAGCCAGAGUUUCGUACUCUACCUAGCUUCCUAUUUGGAGAGUCGUUGGGUGGGGCUGUUGCUCUGAAGGUGCAUUUAAAGCAACCCAAUGCAUGGAAUGGUGCCAUUCUUGUAGCUCCUAUGUGCAAAAUUGCAGAUGACAUGACUCCACCAUGGUUAGUGACACAAAUGUUGAUCGGUGUGGCCAAUUUACUUCCAAAGCACAAGUUAGUUCCACAAAAGGAUUUGGCUGAGGCUGCUUUUAGGGAUCCAAAGAACAGAAAACUGGCAGCCUAUAAUGUCAUUGCAUACAAGGACAAGCCCCGCUUGAAGACUGCACUAGAGAUGCUCAGAACCACUCAAGAAAUAGAACGUCGACUAGAAGAAGUCUCUCUACCACUAUUAAUUCUUCAUGGAGAGGCUGAUAUCGUAACCGAUCCAUCCGUGAGCAAGACUUUGCAUGAGAAAGCAUGCUGCUCGGACAAGAAACUAAAGUUAUACAAGGAUGCUUAUCAUGCUCUCCUGGAAGGCGAGCCAGAUGAAAUGAUAAUUCAAGUUUUCAAUGAUAUCAUUUCUUGGCUUGAUGAACGUAGCAGAGAAACUAAUUCUUGCUGAGGGUAUUGUCUUGGCCCUCUCGUUUGUACACAAAUAAGAGAAAAGGGAGGGAGGGUAUUUUGAUUGUUUUAAGUGAGAAUAAAUAAAUAAAUAACAAAGGGCUGCCAUUAUAUUUGAGCAAAAUCUCCAUUGUAUUAAUUCAUUAAUUUCACUUAAUUAUUACACAAUUUUUUUUAUA